Exophiala aquamarina CBS 119918 is the source of this 2271-nucleotide messenger RNA. RefSeq lists its product as uncharacterized. Bases 1 to 2271 code for a protein of 756 amino acids. NCBI's taxonomy places the organism in Eukaryota, Fungi, Ascomycota, Eurotiomycetes, Chaetothyriales, Herpotrichiellaceae. The transcript has 3 exons. The record is from RefSeq and is a predicted model, not a curated record.
AUGGCGGCUCGAAAGAAAACCCCCGUAGCAAUUCCGCUGAUUCUCAAUCGUCAACAGCCACGGUCUCAGUACCAAAAUCAAUAUCUACCCAACGGAAAUGCCUCUGGCCCUGUCCCGGGUGCUCAAGCUCUCCUCCCCAACAAUGGCCGAAUUAUCCAAGCUGGUCCCAUUCGAGUUCUCUGCAUCGCAGACGUAAGAGGCUACCUCAAGUCUCUCAACGAUCUGGCAAAGACAGCCAAAGCCGACUACAUCCUACAUACCGGCGACUUUGGCUUCUAUGAUAAUAGCUCGUUGGAGAGAAUAGCCGAGAAGACUUUGAAACAUGUCGCACAAUAUUCUCCCCUUCUCAGUGAGCAUGUCAAACGCCAAAUUGCGCAACCAAACCCUCCUCGACCGAUCAAGCAAAUGUUCUCACCCGAUCAACUUCCUCUCUCGGAAUUGCCUCUCCUACUGAAUCGACAAAUCACACUAGAUGUCCCUGUGUACACAGUCUGGGGUGCUUGCGAAGAUGUCAGAGUGUUGGAACGUUUCCGCUCUGGUGAAUACAAGGUUGACAAUCUUCACAUCAUUGACGAAGUUAACUCUAGGUUACUCGACAUUGGUGGAGUCAAACUGCGAUUACUCGGCCUCGGCGGUGCGGUCGUCAUUCACAAGUUGUUUGACAAUGGUGAAGGCAAGACCUACAUCGCGGGGGGUCAGGGCACCAUGUGGACGACUCUGCUCCAGAUUGGAGCGUUGAUCGAUACUGCAAAUCGUGUAUACGACCCUUCUGAAACCCGCAUCUUUUUGACCCACGCUUCUCCGGCAAGAGAUGGAAUCCUCAAUCAACUCUCCGUCACCCUCAAGGCCGACUUCUCCAUCUCAGCAGGUUUGCACUUCCGCUACGGCAGCUCAUACAAUGAAUUCUCCGUCAAUCCUUCCCUGGAUCACUAUCGUGGUAAACUUGCCGCAUCCAAGGCGUCCUUCCAAGACGUAUGGGAGACUGUCAAGAUGGAUGUCGAGCAAGCGAUCGAGUCGAAUGCUAGUCACAAGACGCUCCUGCACAGUGCCCUCGAGAUUGUUGAGAAGAUGCCGAGCACAGCCAAUGGAGGCAAUCCCUUCGGUGGGCCAGUCGGAGGUGGUGCAGCUGGUCAAGUGGACGAGAGCGCGUUCAAGAAUAUGUGGAACUUCAACCUUGCAGACGCUGCCUUCGGAUAUCUUGUGCUCGAGAUCGAUGGAGGCCGCAUUGGAACAGAAAUGCGAGCUCAAGGGUUCAACUUCGCUCAUCGCGGAAAGCCCACUGCAGGUGGCCAGCUUCCACAGCAGCCAUCUGCAGUAUCAGCUUCCGUCGCGCCAGUCCCCGGACCUGCGACUGCACCUACCGGCCCCGCACAACAUCGCGCCCCGGCGUUCCAAGCACCACCACAACCAUUCCCUCAACAACCCAAACCACAACUUCAACAGCAGCAGUCAAGACCUGCUCUGACGGGAUCAACCCCCGUCCCCAAGUCUGCAACACCACCAUCAGCUGCAUCUCCCGCACCGCCAGUUGCCCAAGCCAAGCCACUGACUCCUCAACCUUUAUCCACCGCUGUUCCAACCACAUCUGUAUCUGCGAAUAAGCCUGCUACUCCGGCGACCAACGGCGCGGGUGGCGACAAGGGCGGAGAAAGUGAAGCUGCAAAAGCCAAGGCUGGAACGCCUCCAGUAGAUCGCAAGGCACCAACAGCCCUUUACGUUUCUUCUGCUGAGAGUGAGCAAGGAGCGAGAGACUUGAUUGCGGAGGAGGAUCGUGACAAGAUCAAGUCCAUCAUCCGAUUAGGUAGUAAAUUCUUUAACUGGAAGGUGCAGUUUGAAAAUCACGACGUUGCCCAAGGAGCAUUGAUUCGAGCACAAGCGGAGGCAUCAAAGCACAAGAGCCCUACCGGUAGAAUCCCUAAGAUCAUGUUCUUUGAGGAGAAGCCAUCCACAUUCCACCAACGCGAUAACCACAGCCAAGGAGGCGCUGGGACGUGGCAGGGCAGCAACCGUGGAGCUUCAAGCACCGGUAACACCCCGUCAACUCGUGGCGGCUAUCAGAGCGGAGGUGCCAGCGAUAGUGAGACUGGGCGUGGUCGUGGAGGAUUCCGUGGUCGUGGACGUGGUGGACGCGAGGACCGGGGCGGACGCGGAGGACGUGUUGGAGGUCGUGGCGGAUUUCAGAACAAGACGGGCGACGGAUCAUCAGAAGGCAAAGGCUCGGAGGUCAAGGGCCCUGACAGCAAGCCAGCAGCGACACCCGCAGAGAGCUGA